Molecule: messenger RNA, 366 nt
Organism: Letharia lupina
Lineage: Eukaryota; Fungi; Ascomycota; Lecanoromycetes; Lecanorales; Parmeliaceae
Exons: 2
Coding region: 1-366 (121 amino acids)
Molecular function (GO): protein binding
Source: RefSeq, a predicted model, not a curated record
AUGGCCACCCCUUUCGGGCCUUUCAACAAUGUCCCUAACGAAACCCUACUCAAUAUCCUAAGUAGCGUCAACGCUACAGAUCAUCUCAGCGUCAAGCUUGUGUCCAAGAGAUUCCGCGGCUGGGCCACUGACAUCGACACGACUACCCUCACCCUCGCAGAAGUAUUCCCAAUUUUCUACGAUGCAGGAAAGGAAUCAGGAGAUAGCGAGGAUCCAUGCCGAUCCUGGGUGCGCUUGGUAUUGGCAGAAAGUUGGGACUGUGAGUCGAGAUCUUGGUCAUCUGUUGCCGGUCUUUCCGUCCUGGGGGGAUCAGAGCCUGAGGGGCAGAGCAUCAGGGGAAGUACAACUGAGGAAGAGAUCGAUUAG